AGAGAGAGAGAGAGAGAGAAAAGCCACUGUGCUUAAAUCCAGCUGGCUGCCUCCCUGAGAAUGUAAUCCAUAUGUGUGCGCGGCUUUAACUGCAAGAGAAAGAAAACGAUAUUACCCGCAAAGAAGCGAUUGUUUCUGCUUUUCUUGUUUGAAUUCCACUCAUACUGGCCUCUGGACCCUGGCCCCAUUUCAACAACCGACACAGAAAGAGAGGUGAAGCAGAAAGUACGACAAAGUGAAAGUGUAGAGGAAGCUGAAGAUCAUAAAAGUGAAUUCGAAAGAAACAAGAAACAGUAAGAAUGGAGGAGACGGAAGACAUAGCAAGUCAAAAUGACGCAAAUGGACCGGCUGGACACCAAGUGAUCCAGAACCAUCUGGAGGAGAACGGACAUAUCCAGAAACUUUUGUUGAGCUCCAAUUCGGAAAUGAACGGCAAGGCGGGUGGUAGAGGGCCCUUGAACAAAGCCAACGAAACCAACAGCAACGGCAACAAUCUCAGCAUGGUUUCAGAAACCCCCUCGGAUACCCCGAGCCAUGCACGGCAGGCCGGCACGCGUACGCCCAAACGUGCCGCCACAUUCGGGAAGCGCUCCAACUCCAUGCGCCGCAACCCUAACGCUCAGGUGACCCGGCAGGGCUGGCUGCACAAACAGGCGAGCAGUGGAGUGAAACAGUGGAAUAAGCGCUGGUUUGUGCUAACGGAUCGAUGUCUCUUCUACUAUAAAGACGAGAAAGAAGAAGGGGUCUUGGGCAGCCUUCCCCUACUCAGCUUCAAGAUUGGACCAGUCCAGCUUUCGGACAACAUCAGUCGCAAGUUUGCCUUUAAGGUGUGGUCUGAAAAGGAAGAAGAGGAAGAGGAGGAAGAAGAGAGUGAGGAUUUAAAAGGCGGUAUUGCUUUCUGUUUGCAGGUAGAGCACGCAGGAACGCGAACGUAUUACUUCAGUGCAGACAGCCAGAUGGAGCAGGAAGAGUGGAUCCAGGCCAUGAAUGAAGCUGCCAGUGUCCAAUAUCAGACUACGCCCAGAAAUCAAUCUGAACCCAUUUCUCCGGCCGACCAAAACGACACGGUAGCCAAAAGACUCGAACCCAAUUCUCAUUCUGAGAACAACGGUCAGAGGCCACACCCCCAUGAGCCUGUCAACCAUGAGCACAAUGGGGUGGAGACCAGAAAUUCCAUGCCCACCACCCCGGUGAUCCCAAAUGUAGAAGGCAGGAUAGGGGAGAAAGGACGCUUGGCACCACAUCAACCCAACGGAUGGGGUAACUACGGUCCUUCUAACGGUUCUAGAUACCAGUCCCAAGAGAACAUGAGGGAUGUACGGGACCCGCACGAGGAAAACGUAGUGUUGCGGAGAGGCUUUGUGCCAAGGACGGCACCGGAGAGACUCGCCCAGAGAAAAAGCUCUAUGACCCAGCUGCAACAGUGGGUCAACCAGCGCAGAUCCGUGGUGCCACCAGAUGAUGGGCGCAGUCCAUCUAGGUAUUACACAGUACCGUGGUAUGUCACCGAUUACUACAGUACGUACGGCGGGCCUCCAUUUGUGGAGGAAUAUCCCCUAUACCCACCAGGAGUACGCCCUGAAAGCAUCUGUUCCAUGUCAGCUGCGUACGAUCGUCCGCCUCCUCGCUGGUCUGCAGAGGAGAGAAGGCGAUCAUUACGAGACGGACCCUUAUAUGGGCAACCUCGAGACCCUCAGUGGAUAAUGGGACCCCAGGGCCCUCAUCCAGGCUAUUACACCCAAGUAGAUGCAGCACAGAACUCCAUGCGACGACUUUCCAUUCAGCCGCGAUCACGGUCCGUUCCUCGUUCACCUUCUUCCUCUUCAGGAGGACCAUACUCUCCGCACAACUUUGCUUCGCCUGCCCGGUCGCCCAGUACCAGGUUUGAUCGAGUGCCUGGUCGCAUAAGAGAAGAUGGUAUUUACGCCAACCCUGCGGUUUACGGCCUGCGCAGGUCCCUCAGUUCACCUAAGUAUGAUUUCCCUGGAGAUCGCCGCUCUUACAGCCAAGGCAUGUACCACUAUAAUUACCCAGCAUCCCCCUCUCUCCAUAGUAAAAUGGAGGACAUUUUAGACCUGCAACUUCAGAGGAACCUGGAGUACCUAGAUCAGCAGAUGACAGAGAGUGGUCACCUAAUCGGCAUGGUAACCAGAAUGGUUGAACGUUCUUCUCCUCGUGCAAAGCUAUUUUCACAAGUGCCUCCAUUCCAUGAAGUGUAUGGCGACUUACAUCCCACGCUAAAACUUAACGAGAUCGAAACAAGUAAAUUACUCAACCGUCUGUGUGAACAGAAUCGACUAGUGAAAGAGCAGGAGACUGUAGUUCAUCGUCUACGAAUGGAAAAGGACAGCCUAGAGGGGGUGCUGGUGGCCACACAUCAGGAGAUGGAGCUGUACAGGAGCCAGCCACUGGCCAUGGAGAAACUUCAGCUGAAAAAGGAGAGUCUUCAAAACAAACUGAUUAACAUCAGAGGAGAACUAUCUCAGGCUUCAAGCGCUUUGACCACCACUCGAGUGGAGUUUGAGGCUCUGGAGGACGAGGUGAACGCCAUCCACGGUGACUUAUGGGAGCAGCUGAAUGCUGGAGGGCAGAGUGAGCUGGUACACAUGCACAUUCAGAAAGAGUUUUGGAGGGUUCAGGAUAUCUUGGAGGGGCUGCACAAAAACAACCCAUCCCGUGGCACAGACACGGCCAAGCACAGAGGAACCAGUGGAGCAUCGGGCUCCUUCAGCACAAACAGUCCAGCGAGCCCCUUGAGUUCAGUGAGUCUAACAAGUCCUCUCAGUCCCUUCUCACCUGUACCUGGAUCCCAGUCCUCACCCACUAAACAGCUGGCCACAGAGGAGGUUGGCCCUCCGCGACCUCCACUUCCUAAAUCUUACCAGCCCCUGGAGACCUCCCAGUCCUUUCCCCCCUCCAUACCGCCCCUGCCUUUAGACAGCAAUGCCUGGCUGCGCAGCAUGGACCCUCAUGCAGGCAUCCACCAGGAAAGCUACAAGGACGGUGAAGAUUCCCACAGCAGAAAGCACAACUACAACUCACAGGGAGAAAAAUCUAGCGAGUUUGAUUCAGAGCAAGACAAACUGUCUAACCAAAAUAAAGUUGGAGUUGUUCCACCCAGGACCAAGUCACCUUCAGAUGAUAAGAGUAAUUCUGGUGGCAUUCAGCGGAGAAAUGGAAAGAUUCCCAAUGGUCACAUUUCCAGGGAAAGGCCAAAGAGUGCAGUGUUCCCUGCAGAGGUAAAGUCGAAAAUGAGUGUGGAGGAACAGAAUGAAAGAAUACGAAGACACCAGAGCAGUUCUGUCAGAGACAAGAGACGAAGCCUCAACCUUUCCAACAACCUCUCCACAAACUACAGAGUGGUGAGGAGGAAAGUGACACCCGAUGAGGUGGAUAUUAAGGGUUUGGAGGCAGCUGUGAGGGGUGAAAAUUUUGAGUCUCCCAGGCAGGAAAUUGCUCGCCUGCGACGACAGGUGGAGCCUGAACACUACGACCUGGAUAUCAGCAGAGAGUUGUCUGCUCCAGAAAAAGUCCUGAUUCCCGAGCGAUAUGUAGACCUGGAGCCCAGUACACCACUUAGCCCGGAGGAGGUGCAGGAGAAGCAAAAGAAAGUGGAGAGAAUCAAGUCGCUCAUUGCCAAAUCAAACAUGCAGAACGUGGUGCCGGUGUUGGACGGGCCCGUAGAGGGACCCAGUAACUCAGAGCAACAGCUUCAUGAACAAGAGAAGCGUAUCGAGAUCUCGUGUGCCCUGGCCGCAGAGGCUUCCCGUCGCAGCCGGCUGCUCUCCGCCCAGUGCCCCUCCAGUCCCCCUGCUUCCCCAACCAGUCUGGUCCCUCCCCCUUCUGCUGACUACUCUGACUCCUCCCACAUCAUGAAGGUGUGAAGCUCAAGCACUUGCAGCUGUCAAAUUUGAUGGUGAACCCUUCUGAGUGUCCAUCGGAUGAUGAUUGAAAACCAACGAAAUAUGUUUCGUCGCAUCUUUUGAUUCCUUACAUCAUGCAGAGAAAUAUUUCAGUGUUUGGAUGUUAGCGGAGGUCUGUUCAUAGAACGAGGUUCAUCUUCCUGCAUGUCUUGUUUGUCAAACCCACGGCAGAACUACACAAAUUAAUCAAUCAGAUGUUUGACUUGAUUCAGAGGAUGGGGGUCAUAUUACAAAAGCUACAAAACUAGCCAGAAAGUGGAAUAUGUUUACAGGUUCAUGUUUGCUCAAAUUACAUUGACUGAAGCAUAUACAGAAAUUCAUGCUGGGUACAGUAAAGCCGCUCAGGGUGGAUUUUCUUCAGGCACGGGUACGUCGACAAGAAAGAGUGUCAUGAGAAAGAGAUGUAAAGUCUGAGAUUCGACUGGAGGAAAAUAGCCAUGGUAAAGGAAGUUCCCGAUAAAGGACUACGGCAAAGUUGUCAAGUCAGAUAUGUUAGAGACAUGUGGACCUCCUGGAAUGAAUAUGAUCAUUUCGAAACACUAGCAACAAUAUCCACUGUGGAUACAGGUUGGAAUGAUGAAAGCUGACCAAUGGGAUUGUCUGGAACGAUCCGUCGUCUGAGCACUGACAUCAGUGAACGGACAGGCUUAGAUGAAGGGCCACUUGUCAUUGGACACUUUCUCUCCAUCACCUUCAUAUAGAGGAGUUCAAGGCCAGAUUCACUGUGACUUCUCCUGGCCUCCUUUCCGUUCUCCUCUUCCUUUCUAAACAUAGGGCUCACAAACCCUCUUCCUCACCGAGUACAACCUAUUGCAGUCUUUGAAACCAUUGUCAGGCCUUUUAUUACAGUGUAUGUCUAUAAAGAAAGCUUAUAUAUAUAUAUUGAUAUGACUUUUAUUCUAAUCUUUGCAUCAAAGCCAUGUGGACUCAUCAUAGUGCUUUAACUGCUAGGACAGUAGUUACCAAAAACCGGUACUUAAAUACUUGUGUGUGACAGAAUUUUGAAUAGUAGAGUUGAAUAUUUGAAAGUGUCCUUAGAGGUGUAAGUCUGCUUGUUUAAACACAACGUGUGUUGACGUCGGGCCAGCAACUUGCAUUAUAGCCUGUAUAUAAUAUCAGUAAAUUAUAUAACCUGUCACCCCAACAGAAUAUAAAUAGCCCUUAUUCGUGGAUCAUUGUGCCACUGGGUGAUUCAUUUGGCUGGGUGGCACAUUUUUUUGUGUAAAUAUAGAUGGUACUUUACAUGCAAUUAAAUAUUUUGGAUUAUUUUUCUAUUACCUUUUACCUCUGUAAUCAAGCUUCUUGAUUAUAAUGUAUUAAAAAGUUUGCCAAAUAAAUCUCCUGUUUUGUACUUUGGCUAAAUUCCCCAUCGUUCCCCAUACAUGCCAUGCAAGUUGUUCGCCCAUACUGUGCUUGUUUUUUAAGGAACUUAAAUCGUCUGACUUUGGUUUAACUUAACUAAUAACUUGCCUCCGUUUAUGUAUAAUAUUCUGUUUUGUGAGAAUUUGUUUAACAGAGCUGUGUAUCUUUUACUUUCUUGCAUUGACAUCAAGUCACACCAUGACUGAUAAAUUGUGAUUGUGUU
Misgurnus anguillicaudatus (oriental weatherfish) is the source of this 5508-nucleotide messenger RNA. NCBI's taxonomy places the organism in Eukaryota, Metazoa, Chordata, Actinopteri, Cypriniformes, Cobitidae. The record is from RefSeq and is a predicted model, not a curated record.